Messenger RNA from Vitis riparia (riverbank grape), 1073 nucleotides. RefSeq names its product glycosyltransferase family protein 64 C3. Gene Ontology annotation, cellular component: membrane. Gene Ontology annotation, molecular function: glycosyltransferase activity. NCBI's taxonomy places the organism in Eukaryota, Viridiplantae, Streptophyta, Magnoliopsida, Vitales, Vitaceae. The record is from RefSeq and is a predicted model, not a curated record.
AAUCUGAGUCCGGCUCCGAUGAGAACCGUUUUCGCCGUCGUUUUCUUCUUUGUCUAUGCACAUCUCGGAACUCUGAGUCUGCGUACACUCUCCGACGACCCAUGCGACAGUACCAAGCUUCCGGACCCGCGAAAGCUCCGAUCGGAUCAGAUUACGGUUCUGAUGAACGGCUAUUCCGAGUCCCGCAUCCCUCUCCUCCGCUCGAUUGCUGCCACGUACGCCGCGUCCCCUCCAGUAGCGGCGGUGGUCAUCCUCUGGGGAAACCCCUCCACUCCAACGCGAACCCUCGCGGAACUCUCCCACAACUUCACGAUCGCCUACACCGGCGCGGCACCGAUCUCUCUGGUCCGCCAGGCAUCAGACAGCCUCAACGCGAGGUUCCUCCCGCGUCCGUUCAUCACGACACGUGGGGUGAUCAUAUGCGACGACGACGUGGAGGUGGACCCCAAGUCUAUCGAGUUCGCGUUCCGAGUCUGGGCCUCGAACCCCCACCGCCUGAUCGGGCUGUUCGCGAGAGCACACGAUCUGGACUUGUCGAAGCGGGAGUGGAUCUACACCGUCCAUCCGGACAAGUACUCGAUCGUGUUGACCAAGUUCAUGGUCCUGAAAACCGAAUAUUUGUACAAGUACAGCUGCGAAGGUGGGGCCAGGAUGAUGGAAGCGAGGAGGGCCGUCGAUAUGGCGCAAAACUGUGAGGACAUACUGAUGAAUUUUGUGGUGGCGGAGGAAGGUAAUGCGGGGCCCAUGCUGGUGGGAGCGGAGAAGGUGAGAGACUGGGGAGACGGGAGGAAUGAUGAAGGGCUGGGAUUGAAGGAGAGGGGUGGGUUGAGUAGUAGGAGAGGGGAACACAGGAAGAGGAGAGGGGGGUGCAUAGGGGAUUUUCAUAGGAUUUUGGGAAGAAUGCCAUUAAGGUAUGGUUAUGGGAAGGUGGUUAAUUCCAUUGCUGAGCAAGGUUUGUGUCUGAAAGAUGGCAAGUUAGUGUUCUGUGAUCAAUGGCCAUAGAUAGUUUGGGAAAAUAUCUAUAUCUAUAUCUGUACUUACGAGUUGUUUUUCAUUUUUUUUAUUUUCAGAAA